Neodiprion fabricii is the source of this 1034-nucleotide messenger RNA. RefSeq names its product dynein axonemal assembly factor 6 (gene Dnaaf6). Gene Ontology annotation, biological process: axonemal dynein complex assembly. The record is from RefSeq and is a predicted model, not a curated record. Gene Ontology annotation, molecular function: protein-folding chaperone binding; dynein intermediate chain binding. Gene Ontology annotation, cellular component: cytoplasm. NCBI's taxonomy places the organism in Eukaryota, Metazoa, Arthropoda, Insecta, Hymenoptera, Diprionidae. The transcript has 6 exons. The coding region runs from base 320 to 901 and encodes 193 amino acids.
ACUGAAUGGCGAGUUAUCCCAUUAUUGAGAAAUUAAACCCAAUGCACGAGAUCCUGCAGGACGUGGGCCGCAAGUUAUUUAUCAGAGGGAUGAAAACGCUACUGAGAAUUACUGACUCAACUACGUAGCUCAGACUCGCGGCCUUUUGCCGUUCCAUCGGUACCAAUUUUCAUGAGCGUCUUUUUGGCGCCGAUGGUGUAGCGCUGCUGCAUCAAUUUGACCCGUGAAAAUCCAGCCAUUUACAUGAUAGUAUGAGAGUUUUAUUCAACUCGUCACAUAGAACGGCUCGCAAGUCAACAUCUUAAUAAAGGCUUACACGAUGGACGGCUGCUUCUCUUUUAACGACAUCAAGUCCUUACAACAACUCAUUGCACCCCCCACAAACAAUGACUCCGAUUCAGAAGACGAUUUACCACAAGCUGGUGCUCGGAAAUUGGGGCCCGGAGAUAUUGGUAAAAGAGAAUCGGGGAACCUCGAACAUAGUGGGCCUCAUGCCGCGCUAAAGGGGGAAGGUGAUGAUAUCUGGCAUUCCUCAGAAGUUGCCGCAGCCCCAGCUGCCGCUGAAAUUUUCGAUCCUCGGGAAGUUCCAGAGUACGAAAUGAAGUUCAAGCAGGCUGUAUCCACGGAAGAUGUUUUUCUCGGGAUGAACGGCAAAACUCCGGGAACGGCUUCUUGUGAAUGGUUAACGGUCAUCGUGAAACUACCUGGCGAACCGCGAGAAAAGGUAGAAUUGAGCGUCGAAUCAGAGCUCAUUGACAUCCGGAGCCCAAGGUAUCGUCUACAUUUGCCAACUCCGCAUACGACUGACCCGCACAAUUCUACCGCCAAAUGGCACACUGAGUCGUCGACUCUAGAAAUAACUUUAAAACUGACCAGAGAAAUGGACCUAAUCAAUUUCUAGAGCCUACGAAUAUCUCAAGAAAUAAUCAUUUCUGUUUAUGAUAUGUGUAUAUAGUUAUGUGUAAUUAUAAUAACGCUACAAUAUUACGAAAUAAAUUAAUUUCGAUGUAAAAUAUUUACUCGAAUAAAAUACA